This is a messenger RNA of Papaver somniferum (opium poppy), 1996 nucleotides long. Its product is annotated as nitronate monooxygenase-like. The transcript has 12 exons. Gene Ontology annotation, molecular function: nitronate monooxygenase activity; metal ion binding. The record is from RefSeq and is a predicted model, not a curated record. The coding region runs from base 132 to 1601 and encodes 489 amino acids. Gene Ontology annotation, biological process: superoxide metabolic process. Lineage: Eukaryota; Viridiplantae; Streptophyta; Magnoliopsida; Ranunculales; Papaveraceae.
AUCAGAAGACAUCACUUCCAUCUUCCUCUCCUAAGCCAUAGUUCUAAGUUAUUUGUUCUUGCAUGAUUCAUUGUUGCAACUAUUUACUAAAUAUCCAUCCAUAGAUCAACUAAUAUCUUUCAGUAUUCAAGAUGGGUUUCGCUAGCUGUCUAGGGUGGGACAACGGUGUUAUGUUGGCACCAAUGGGAGCCGAUAUCGCCGGACCAAAACUUGUUGCAGCUGUGGCCAAUGCCGGAGGCCUUGGUUUAUUGGCUAGCCCAGUUAAUAUGUAUGAUGCGACUCUGAAGAUGAUAAAAGAUACGAAGAAGCUUACAAGUAAGCCAUUCGGAGCAGGUAUUUUGCUGGGAUUUGAUCAAUCCAGCACUAUCAAGGCCAUUUUUGACGAAAAGCUCGCAUGCAUGCAAGUCUACUGGGGAGACUUUAGCAAAGAGAUGGUGGACGAAGCUCAUAAAAAUGGAGUUAAAGUCAUACACCAGCUUGGUUCAGUUGCCGAUGCAGAGAAAGCAAUUGCUGCAGGUGUUGAUUGUAUCAUGGCACAGGGUCCAGAAGCCGGUGGGCAUGUCAUUGGACAUGUUAGUGUGAUUGCUUUGGUUCCUAGGAUUGUGGAUGUAAUCGGUGACAGGAAUGUCACAGUUGUUGCUACCGGAUCCAUCGCAGACGCUCGUGGUUUUGUGGCUGCCCUUGCACUUGGAGCUAAAGGAAUCUGUAUGGGGACGAGGUUUAUAGCUGCCGAAGAAUCAUAUGCAAAUGACUACUACAAGCAGCAAUUGCUUCAUUACACCGAAGCCGACACAGAUUACACAGACCUAUACAGUCGUGCAACCUGGAGAGCACCAACUCGUGUUCUUAAUACACCUUUCCAUCAAAAAUGGAAACCUGUACCACAAGAUGUCUCAAACAAUGAGGAUCAACCGAUCGUUGGUUACUCGAUCAUUCAUGGAGGGGAAACGAUUCUUCGUCGGUUUGCAGGACAAGUAGCAAACCAGACCACGGCUGGGGAACUUGAAAACAUGGUCAUGUAUGGAGGACAGGGAGUCGGACUUGUGACAAGUAUUCUUCCUGCUGGUGACAUCGUUAAGAGUGUCGUUGAGGGUGCUGAAAAGAUCAUUAAGGAACUUGGUAGCAGAACACAGGUAAAACCCGUGAAGGCCGUCGUUCUUCUGAAAAGCACUGAAGGUGUCUCUGGCACCCUCUACUUUACCCAAGCAGGAGAUGAACCAACUAAAAUAAUUGGAACUAUCUCUGGUCUGAAAGCUGGACUUCAUGGUUUCCACAUACAUGCACUUGGUGACACAACAAACGGUUGUACGUCUACUGGACCACAUUUUAAUCCUGCUGGCAAAGACCACGGUGCUCCCGGGGAUGAAACCCGUCAUGCUGGUGACCUUGGAAAUCUUACUGCCGGUGCAGAUGGUAAAGUUGAAGUGAACAUUUCCGACAAACAGAUUCCUCUCAGUGGACCAAAUUCCAUAAUUGGAAGGGCUGUAGUUGUACAUGCUGACCCUGAUGAUCUUGGAAAGGGUGGCCAUGAACUCAGCAAGACCACUGGUAAUGCUGGUGCCAGAAUCGCUUGUGGUAUUAUCGGCCUUCAGGCUAAUUGAUCAAAUCAUCAAAUUUUUAUUGCCAAAUCUAUUGUACGUAUGAAUGUUACCACAUUUGCACCGUGGAAUGAGACGAUGUUUGAACUUUUUCAUGGGAGGGAAUAAACUAUAAAAAUGGAAGAAGAUAUGUAACUACUAUUAUUUGUUGAGAUUGUGAUCUUGUGCUGUUUGUUUUUGUCAUAUCCCUUUUCUUAUUUCUGCUGUAUGGUUGAUUUGGAUGUUACUCUACUGGUCUAUCAAUAUUGUCUUGGUUAAAUAUAUUAAGCUCGAUGAUUUUGUAUUUGAUUGGGCAAAGUCUGUUUAGAGAGUAGUUGUAACUUGUAAGCUCUCUGAAUUUUAUGCUCACCACUUCUUUAUUUUAUUUUAUUUUAUUUUAUUUUGUCCUUUUCAAAAAA